Molecule: messenger RNA, 1722 nt
Organism: Triticum turgidum subsp. durum (durum wheat)
Lineage: Eukaryota; Viridiplantae; Streptophyta; Magnoliopsida; Poales; Poaceae
Source: the annotation of a GenBank genome assembly
AUGGCGCCGACCACGCAUGAAGAUGUGUCGGGAUCUAAGUCAAGGGUAGGGCGGGGGCGUAUCCCGGUGUCCGACCGUUCUGCGGAGGCCCAACCGGAAGCUGCGCCGUCAUCGCAGCGAGGGGCGUCGACAACACAGGAUGAGGUGUCGGGAUCUAGGUCGAGGGCAGGGCGGCGGCGGCGGCGGCGUAUCACGGUAUCAGACGAGUCUGCGGAGGCCCAACCAGAAGGUGCGCCGUCAUCGCAGCGAGGCAAGAGGAAAGCCUCCCCGGAGCCGUCGUCCGCAGCAUCGCAGGGACGCAGGAGGCAGAAGAGAACCGCCAAGAAGCGGAAGAGAACUGACGAGAAGAAAGCCGCUAGCAGCAAGGACGAGGAGGCCGCGGCGACGACCUCAGCUUCACCAGGCGCAUCGCAUGCCUCCUCCUCCUCCGAGGCUUCCUCUGCGGCCAGCUCUCCUCUGCGUUGCCCUCUUCCCCCCGCCCCCGCCAUGGGCGCAGGACGUAACUACGACCCUGCGAUGGAGCCUGCCUGCGAAGCCUAUAUGGAAUUGAGUUCCAAGUACCAUGCGAAAAGAAAGCGCCAACUUCAACUUGUAACACUUGAUCGCUCCAAGGCUUCUUCAUGUAUGGUAAAUGAGAAAUUGCAGAGUGUUCGUGAGUCUGCAACAAAAACAGUUCUUCAAGUAGCUAAAGUUGUUCUUGGCUUUUCGUCCUAUGUCGAUGGUAAACUGAUGGCACGAUCAUCGGGCUUUCUAAUUGAUUGGGAUGAGAGGAGUAAAGCAGGCACAGUUUUGACAUCUGCCCGCAUAAUCUGUUCAAAGUAUUCAGCCCUAAGCCAGUGGUCAGGUACAGAUGAGUAUGCACCUAAUGCUGAGAUUGUUGCUCAUUUAUUGGAUGAAGAUGAUGCUACUGUACCAGCAAUAUUGCUUCAUUAUGACAAGCACGUCAACAUUGCUUUGAUUAAGGUUGAGAUAGAAUUAUGUGCUAAGAUUCCUAGCUUCAGUGGUGACGUGAUCUAUGGUCAAGAGAUAUUUGUGCUUGGUAGAGAUGAACAUCAAAAUUUGACUAUUCAUCAUGGACGUGUUCAAUUUAUGGGCCCAAAUAAAUUUCAACGCCAUCAUUAUCUCUUCAGUGGUUGUGUGAUUAAUCAGCCUAGCAUUGGAGGACCUGUUAUUGACUUGAAUGGACAAGUUUGGGGGCUGGCUAAUUUUCCAGGAACGGCAUUUAUUCCUUCCUCUAUUAUAUUGAAGUGCUUGGAUAUGUGGAAGAAAUAUCAGUGUAUCCCUCGGCUGCAUAUUGGGAUGAAGCUUUCACCCAUUAAAUUUCUUGAUCCAAUUCAUGUGGAUAGGAUCUUUCGUAGGUGUAAUGUCGAUUCGGGUCUAAUAGUUCAUGAGGUGUCUCAUGGAUCAGUUGCUGACGAACUAGGAGUUAGACCCGGUGAUAUCAUUGACUCCGUGAAUGGAGAGCACAAUGCUACCACAAUUGAGUUGGAGAACUUACUUAUGAGAAUAUGUGAGAGUCAUCUUGACGAAGGAGGAGUCAUCGGUUCCUGUGUGGACAUACCAGUUGGUAUAUUGCACGUGCGGAAAGGUCGCAAAGAUCCGAGGCGCAGAUGCACUUUAAGUCUGAGAUUAAAUGUAGCAGAAGGCGUAGGCGUUCACAAGUGGUACUUUAACUGUCGAAGUAUGAGAUACUUGUCAGUGCAAGAGAGUGCGCCUAGUUGA